AUGCACCUCUUGGAGUCAUGUAGACGGUCAUCGAGGGAUGUUCGAUUACUCUGGUGCUCUGUUUUUAUUAGAAUGGGCAGUUUCGGUAUGACGAACCAAGUUUUAACAUUGUAUUUGAGAAAUCUACAAAUAAAGGAAACCAAAAUAGGUCUCUUUAUGACAUUGACGUUGAUAGGGGAUACAAUUUUGUCAUAUUAUUUAACAUGGCAUGCUGAUAAGCUCGGUAGAAGGUUUGUGAUGAUCAUUGGAAGCAUUAUGAUGAUAGCAUCAGGUAUUAUUUUUGCAUUAUGUUCAAAUUUCUAUGUAUUAUUGGCCGCGGCUAUAUUGGGCGUUAUAUCACCAUCUGGUGACGAAACGGGUCCUUUUAAGUCAGUAGAGGAAGCUUCCAUUGCUCAUUUGACUCCAUCAAUAGAUCAACCUGAGAUUUUUGCCUUUCACGGUCUCUUUGCUACCGCAGGUGCAGCAUUUGGAUCAUUAACAAGUGGAAUGCUAGUGGACUAUUUAUCUCUACAGCGAGGUUGGGAUUUAAAUUCCAGUUACAGGAUGAUCUUUUGGGUUUAUUCUGCGCUUGCUUUGACCAAGACCCUCAUCAUGAUCUUUCUAAGCAGUGAAUGCGAACUCAGUGAACGCGACGAAGAGCAUGAAAGAUUAAUUUCAGAAGUUGAUGGGCCUAUCGAAGAAAUAAGCGAGCAACCGUCAUUGUUAAAACCAAGGUUCUUCAAUCUUUCAAGAAAAACCAGGCAUAUUUUGUCAAGGCUAUUAGUGGUUUUCAUGCUUGAUUCAUUAGGUUACGGGUUCAUGCCUACGGCCUGGGUUGUUUACUACUUCAAGACCUACUUUGUUGUUUCGGCAACAGCAUUAGGAGGAUUGUUUUUCUUAACGAAUGCCAUUGAUGCCUUCUCUUCGUUACCGUCAGCAUAUUUGGCUAAGAAGUUGGGUCCUGUGAAGGCCAUUUUGUUUACACAGGCACCAUCUGCAUUUUUCUUUGCAGCGGUUGCAAUAUCAAACAAUUUCUAUGUGGCUUCUGCACUUCUUAUACUUUAUUAUAGUACUACUACAAUGGACGUUGUGCCCCGGCAAUUCUUGUUGACCUCAUUGAUCCCGAAGAAUGAGCUCACUAAGGUUAUGGGAUUAGUGAAUAUAUCUAAGACUUAUGCAAGAUGUAUUGGUCCUUUGCUCACAGGAAAAUUGGCACAAGUAAACAAGAUGCCUAUUGGGUUUAUGCUAAGUUCUACUUCAGUACUAGCUGCUGACAUAAUUUUGGCUGUGAAUUUUUUACAUUACGAUAGCGAAAUUAAAGCUAAAGUGACUUCCACCUAG
This is a messenger RNA of Priceomyces carsonii, 1320 nucleotides long. RefSeq lists its product as uncharacterized. Gene Ontology annotation, biological process: transmembrane transport. The coding region runs from base 1 to 1320 and encodes 439 amino acids. The transcript has a single exon. Gene Ontology annotation, molecular function: transmembrane transporter activity. NCBI's taxonomy places the organism in Eukaryota, Fungi, Ascomycota, Pichiomycetes, Serinales, Debaryomycetaceae. Gene Ontology annotation, cellular component: fungal-type vacuole membrane. The record is from RefSeq and is a predicted model, not a curated record.